GGUAUAUGAUGUUUUGAUGCAUCUUUUUAUAGUGUUUCCCUAUUUUUCACAAGCUUUUUUGUUUGCGUGAUAUGCAUAUGUCUGGGACGUCCGGUGUAACUUUCUUGGAAUCUCUGUCAACAAUCAAUUGUCGAAUUCGAGUUCUAGAUGCUUGUUUUAUGUGUCAACAGCAAUAUGCCUAGACAGACGGCUGAAGGGUCACAACCUAAGCAGUCACAAUUCUUUUCGCAAUCGCAGUGGAUUUCUCACAAUCAAGAAUGCAUCUGAAAUCUGUAAGGCCGGUAAAAAUCAAUGUCAAGGUUCGAGGGUCUCUUUGUCUCUUGAAGACACCCGUUCGCCUAAUUGGGUAAAGAACUUUGACCACCUUCCCUCUAUCUAAAAAUCAACUUUGCAUCCGUCGCAAUGGACGCAACGAUGCUUGCAUGAUGACCGGAAUGCCUCGCCCCUGACUAAAAACCUUGAUACUGGAAGAUUGGCGGCGGAAAAACACCGAAAUACCUUAAUAAACACUAUUUUGAUGAAAGACUCUCUUGGAAGAGCACACCAAAAAUCGUACAAUUUGGUUCCAAGCGGUGACCGGGAGAUGUGUGUUGAACAGACCAGACUUCGAUCUUCCUUGACUUUUCACCCGUCUCUUCAGCUUCAAUUGCUGGGAAGUUCUGCGUCGGUUUUGCAGAGCUCAGGUCUACAAGUGUAGAGGCCGGAUGAUCAAGAUCGACUAGUCCUGUAGAUCUUUGAGAUAUUGUGAUUUUGCGGGUGUUGACAAGCUUCGUCAGUUGUUGAGGCAUGUUAUAAAUACCAGAGUGAGAUCUCUUCUAUUUUUUCAAACAGCAUCAAUCAAUCUUCAUAUUCAAUCCACUACCAAGCUUAAUAACUACCUUCAUUCUUCGCUUCUUAAGCCAAAAAUCAAAAACUGCAAUCAUGGUCUCCAUCAAAGCUCUCGCCUUCUACCUUGCCACUAUGGCCGUCGCCGUCUCAGCAGCUCCUGCUGCAGGAGUCAAAGCCGUCACUACCGCAGACACCAUCAUCGCCGAUAUCAACAGCAUUGAUGCCCAAGUUCUUGCCUUGACCAGUACCCUCGACGGCGUGAAGGAGAAAACUCUUGAUUCCACUACCGUGAACGUCGACUUCACAUCCCUCCACGUCGCAAAUCAGCAAGGAGUCACCGAUGCAGCUCUUGAGACCCCAAACACUUCAGAAGAUUCCAUCCGUGUUGUAGCCACCAUCGAGACGACUUUGUCCAUCGACAUCCCCGACGUUAUCGACGCUUUGAAAGCCAAGAAAGAAUUCUUCACAAGUGAUCAAAGGACGGUUGUUCUCGCGUGGUUAGUAGUCUUGCAGAGUGACUACAACACUUUCGGUGGACUCUUGAUUAAAAGAACCUCCGAGGAUGCCAUCCCCAGAGCUGAAGCUGCCGCUAAGCUUAUUGGUGAUGCCAUCUCUGCCGGUAUCGCUUACUACUCUUCUUAAGCGUGUGAAUACUAGCACACUGGAAGGAGAUUGUUUGUUGGAUAGUAGGAGUGGUUUUGUUUUUCAAUAGAGCCGUAUCUGGGGAUAGUAAUGAUUGUUUGUGGAGAUUGAAGUUUGUCACAUGCUCUGUACACAGAUGGAGAUAAUUUAUAAUCUUGUAUUACUAUGUAUCA
This is a messenger RNA of Botrytis cinerea B05.10, 1643 nucleotides long. RefSeq lists its product as hypothetical. Bases 922 to 1470 code for a protein of 182 amino acids. The transcript has 2 exons. Gene Ontology annotation, cellular component: extracellular region. NCBI's taxonomy places the organism in Eukaryota, Fungi, Ascomycota, Leotiomycetes, Helotiales, Sclerotiniaceae. The record is from RefSeq and is a predicted model, not a curated record.